AUGAAAUUGCUUUUUGCUUUCCUCUUUAUCUUCUUACUUAUCUUGUUCUCAAGCACUGUCAAUGCAAGAAAAGAUGUGGGUGAAUAUUGGAGUAGGGAAAUGAAAGAUCAGCCACCGCCAGAAGCAUUACAAGCACUUGUUGAAGCUUCUACCUCCACAAAAGACAAAGCCGAUUUUCGCACAACUGAAAACCACAACCAUGCCACACUUAAAGCACAUAAGCUAUAUUUUGAGACAAAAAAUGAUUUUACAAAUCACCAUAAUGAUGCAGGUCUCAAAAAGGAGUUUGAUCCGAGGCUUGAUCUGUCUAUAUAUCAAAAUGAUGUCACACUCAAAGAACAAACGCCAUAUUUUGAGACAAAAAAUGACGCUUCAAUUUACCAUGAUGAUGUAGCUCUCAAAGCAAAGAAGACAUUUUCCAAUGAUAGGCCAGACAUGUUAAUUUACCAGAGUAAUUAA
Messenger RNA from Jatropha curcas, 459 nucleotides. The record is from RefSeq and is a predicted model, not a curated record. NCBI's taxonomy places the organism in Eukaryota, Viridiplantae, Streptophyta, Magnoliopsida, Malpighiales, Euphorbiaceae.